UUGGCGAGUUCCAUCAUGCUUUGCGCACAUCAUUCUUGUCAAAUUGUCUUCGAUUUGCCGGGUCCAAUGGCGAACAAUUCUGAUCAUUGGUACUUUUCCAAAGAAAAAAUCAGAAAUUCACCUUCUGUUAAAGAUGGAAUUGAUUAUGCUAAGGAACUGGGUUACAGGCAACAAUGUGCAAAUCUGAUUCAAGACAUUGGGCAAAGACUUCAAGUAAAUCAACUGGUUAUCAAUACUGCUAUUGUUUAUAUGCAUCGCUUCUACAUGUUUCAUUCAUUCAACACCUUUCAUAGAAAUGUUAUGGCAUCAUGUUUCCUGUUUCUGGCUGCAAAAGUAGAAGAACAACCAAGAAAGCUGGAGCAUAUUUUAAAGGGUUCUCAUGUUUGUUUACAUAAAGAUGAACCACCUCUUGACACAAAAAGUGAUGAGUACAUGCAAAUAUCCACUGAGCUUGUCAACAAUGAAAGUAUACUGUUGCAAACAUUAGGUUUCGAAGUGUCUGUAGAUCAUCCAAACACAUUUGUAGUUAAGUGUGCACAACUAGUAAAAGCUAGCAAAGAACUUGCACAGACAGCUUACUUCCUUGCUACUAACAGUUUGCACCUAACCACGUUCUGCAUACAAUACAAACCCACUCUAGUGGCUUGUGUUUGUAUAUAUGUCUCCUGUUUGUGGGCUAACUAUGUUAUUCCAGAAACAGGUGGGAAAAAUUGGUAUGAAUUUAUAGAUCACACAUGCACAAAGAAACAGCUGGAAGAUUUAAGCUCUUAUUUCAUAAAAAUACUGGAUUCCUGUCCAACUCGUUUAAAGAAGAGAUUAACAUCUGGCGGUGCUGUUGUGUAUAAGGAAGGUAAGGUGGUUGCAAAAAAAGACUCUUCUGGUUCAAAAACAAAUUCGUCAUCACAAGAUAGUACUAAAACGCAGUCACUUGCUGUAAACAAACAACAUGAAACUAGUAAGCCAGUAUCAACAAAAAACCAUCUAACAGGACUUUUAAAACCGCACUCACACGAGGCAACGCCUCCACCGAGUAGUCGAGCACACAGUAAUCACAAUAACCAUCAUAAAAAAACACAUCACCAUGAUUUGCAUAAAAAAGGUGUUGCUCCAUCUGCCAGUGUACGAACUAAUGAUCACAGAAAAGUCGCUUCAACGUCGGAUGACAAACAUCAACAGAGAGUAAAAGAAGGUAGUAACCAUCCAGGACAUCAUCAGCAAAAAACUGCUGAGCAACUUAAAAUUGAGCAAAGAAAAAAAUGGACGCCAGAACAAUGGGAAGAGUAUAAAAGGCGAAAGGAGAAAGAGAAAAUGUUACACUACCAACGAAAGAAAGCUUCGGAAAGUAACGGUAAGGAUGUAAAAACAGAAAAGACGGAUUUUAAAAUUCCGCAGCCACGAAGUCAUAAAAAUACAAAUUCUUUACCCGGUGAGAGUCCUUUAAAACGACAAAAACUUGACGGUGAUCGGGUUAAAGGUACUUUACUGAACGAAGAUCUAUCCAGAAGUAGCGCAGAGCUGCAUCGUAAACACAAGGAUCGAGCUGCGCAGAAAUACAACAGGUCUUUGUUGUCAUCUUCAGGUUCUGAUUCAGACUCCACGCACGAGUCUCGCAGUUAUCAAAAUCAUCAUUUACCAGAUCCCGUGAAACUAAAAUUAAAUUCUACUGAGACUUCUGUAGCGCCGCCACCUCCGCCAUCUUCGACGGGAAACAAUCUAGCAGAUGCGAAAUAUUCUUCUUCCAAACUAAAUGCGCCACGUUAUGGAAAUAAGCAGCGGAUUUCACCACCGCCGCCUCCGCCACCGGUAGUGUCCAAUAUUUUUUAGCCAGUUUUACAGGAAAAUAAGAAGAAUAUAUUAUAUUUGAUUAAGUUUUAAAA
This is a messenger RNA of Hydractinia symbiolongicarpus, 1877 nucleotides long. RefSeq names its product cyclin-T1-like. Gene Ontology annotation, cellular component: nucleus; cyclin/CDK positive transcription elongation factor complex. Lineage: Eukaryota; Metazoa; Cnidaria; Hydrozoa; Anthoathecata; Hydractiniidae. The transcript has 9 exons. The record is from RefSeq and is a predicted model, not a curated record. Gene Ontology annotation, molecular function: cyclin-dependent protein serine/threonine kinase activator activity. The coding region runs from base 16 to 1824 and encodes 602 amino acids. Gene Ontology annotation, biological process: positive regulation of DNA-templated transcription, elongation; regulation of transcription by RNA polymerase II.